UAACUGUGGAUUUUAGCUAGCAGACUUUGGCAUUUMCCAGUUAGCUAGCAAACAUUGAAACUCACGGAUGAAGAAUUAUUUCGAGAAUUUGCUCUGUUUUGGAACACUCCCGUGGCCAGCGUGCCGACAAUCUUUGACUGUAAAGCCAACACUGGACUGAUGGCUAGACACAUGCAUGCCGAGGUUAAAUAAAAUGACGUUAGCCAGCUAACGUUACUGUAGCCAGCUAUUGGAAGUGGUCACAUGCCAGUCCAGAAUGUUAUCUAGCUAGCUAACAUUAGUGGUUGACAAGGGAAAGAAGAUAUCCUACCUGAAACAUGUUUAAGAACGAAUAUCAGGGUGGAGCUGCUGUAGAGAUCUUCAGUGCACAAGGGAAAGAUCCUGUUGCAAAAUGGAAACUUUGUGGAGGAAAAUCAGCUAUAAAUAAAGAGUUUGACAAAGAGGUCAAGAGCUUUGUGUACAGUCUGGAGGGGAGCAGCCAAGCUAUUCAAAUGCAGAUGCCAAAGGAUGGAAAAAUGGCUCUUGGACUGGUACAGAGAUUCUUGGUCCUCCAGCUGAAUGUUUCCCAAUGUAAAGACUUCUCUACAGAGCUUGUGAUAACUGAUUUAGGUCAUCUGAAAAGGAGGCUGUACCUAUCCACGGUUCAUAAAGAGUUCUCUGCUACACCCUUGCAUGCAAGGAUACCUUUAGGUCUGAAACGCAACGUUUGGUGCAACAUGUGCAUCGACCUUGUGUCAUUCACCAGUGAGCUGUUUAAAGGUGCAGGGUUCUUAUCCCUGGAUGGAAUCACUGUCUCUGCCAGCUGUAAGUUACGGAGAAUCUUCACCAUGAAGACUGAGCCUGCAGGGGCUUCUGAUGGAGACCUAUAUAUUGGUGGAAAUGGUCCCAUGGACUCGAUCCCUCGGAGCUGCCAGUUACCCCCUGACGUCCACCAGGUGAUCCAGGUAAUGAACAUGGAGCGGCUGAGACUGGCAGACCUGAAGACUUGCCCUCUCAACUCUGAGUCUGAUCAGUCAGGCAGUGUCAGGGUAGCCAGUGUUGCUCGAGGCCCCAAGAUCCAGCCGGACGCCUCCCACAUCGCAUUUGGAUCGAGGGUUUUAGGACCCCCUCCACUGACCGGAAGGAAGAACGGUGGACUCUCAGAGGGACAGGGACAGGACGGGAGGACACAGGACGGGAGGACACACCGAAGCAUGAAUAUGGGGUCUGUCUCUGGUGCAAAAACAAAUAGAACAGCUGCUUCAGAGAGACAUCAGGAUCAUGGAGACUGGAGCGAGAAACAACCUGGUCCCAGUAGCCAGAAGAAUGACUCUGUUUAUGAGCUGGCAGGGAAGCCAGGGAGCCUGCAGCCGCGACCACCUAAAGACAGAGCGUCAUCAGACAAGGCGGGGUCCAGGAAGCUACGGGUCCACAGUGCAGGGAAGGAGAAACUGGCGCCUGGCUCAGACGCUGAACUUAGCCACCAUGGAGACAGGAACCAACAACGUUUGACCCCCAGUGAGAUGAGUGGAGACCAAACAGCAGACAAGUUGUUGUCUCCCAGACCUGUUGACGAGGACAGAGCCUGUUUGGAGCCCUCCAAAUCUUCUCCAGAGCUUCUGUCUGGCCAGUCGACCCCUGUCCCUGACCUCCCCCCAUCACCAUUACCCCUGCAGGACUCGGACAGUGAUGACAGUGAAGGGGAGAGUGAUGUGGAUGAAGUCUCUGAGCCUCAGUUCUCAGUGGAAGACGUGUUCACCUUCUCUUCUCGGCCCCACUCAGCCAAGCGAGGCCAGGGACAAGGACAUGGAGACCAGGGCCAGGGACAUGGAGAGACCUGCUGGACUGAGGAGGCAGCUCAGGCCGCUGACACCUACGGCCAGCAGGACACGGGAGGGCACAGGGGGGCCAGGCCAGACGACGACUUCCUAGCCAGCGAGAGUGAGGAGGAAGAGACGUCCUCUAGGUUUCUCUAUCAGGGGUCCAGUGUCCCCCCCAGCCCUGGUACUCCUGGUGUUCCCCCCAGCUCCACCCCUGGUAUCCCCGGAUCAUCAGGCUUAGAUGAGGACACUCCGCCCAGAGCACGGCCUGGGUCCAGUGGGUUCAGUGGGUCCAGUGGUGCGGACCGAACAUUUACCAUAGAGCGAACCCUAACCCACACAGACCCUGCAGGGUGUAAAACCAGGCUGGCUCCCCACACUGACUCCCAAGCAUACAGGAGAACAUUAGAGGUGCCUGGGGUGGUCCCAACCCGCUGCCGGUCACCCUGUCAGAGUACCAGGCAGGGGCAGAGACACAGCAGUCUGGGCCAGUCUGGACCUGGGGGAAGAGGAGGGGGAGCGAGCCAGACUCCGGACAGGAGCAGCAGCAGAACAUCACUGAGCAGGAGAUCUCUGCGAGAGAUCAUCCCCCGAGGAGACGCCACAUUAGACAAGGUUAGGGACUGUCUGUCUGCAGCCAGCCUGCGUAUGCAGGAGGAAGAGGAGGAGGAGGAGCUACAUAUGCUGGCCCAGUCUACGGCGGGAGCAGGAGGAAGAAGAGGAGGGGGGAGGAGCAACAGGUCUCAGUGCCUCUCAGAUCCACCAAUGUAA
Salvelinus sp. IW2-2015 is the source of this 2570-nucleotide messenger RNA. The record is from RefSeq and is a predicted model, not a curated record. Lineage: Eukaryota; Metazoa; Chordata; Actinopteri; Salmoniformes; Salmonidae.